Messenger RNA from Peromyscus leucopus (white-footed mouse), 4243 nucleotides. It is a transcript of the gene Tmem260, whose product is annotated as transmembrane protein 260. The coding region runs from base 94 to 2256 and encodes 720 amino acids. Lineage: Eukaryota; Metazoa; Chordata; Mammalia; Rodentia; Cricetidae. The record is from RefSeq and is a predicted model, not a curated record. The transcript has 16 exons.
GCCGCCGCAGGCUGCGCGCGCCUCUCGGCCGGCCGGGAAGGUCCGUGCCGCGGCGAGGGUGCGCUGUCCGCGGGCUGGCGCGCGUCCGGGUCCAUGGGUCUCCAUGGCGACGGCGGCGGGGGCCCGGCAGCCCGAGCGGGGCCGUGGCAUUCCGGGGGCCUCCGCGGCAGCGUGGCCGUGUUCGCCGCCGUGGCUGCCGUGUUCACUCUCACGCUGCCCCGCUCGCUGCCGGGGGGAGACUCGGGGGAACUGAUCACAGCCGCACAUGAGCUUGGGGUUGCCCACCCUCCCGGCUACCCUUUGUUCACACUGGUGGCCAGCCUGGCGAUCACACUCUUCCCAUUUGGUUCCGUUGCCUACCGAGUCAAUCUCCUCUGUGGCUUAUUUGGAGCGGCUGCUGCUUCCCUCCUUUUCUUCACCGUUUUCAGGCUUUCUGGCUCACAUGCUGGAGGAAUCCUUGCUGCGGGGGUGUUUUCAUUUUCUCGACUAACAUGGCAGUGGUCCAUUGCAGCUGAGGUUUUUAGCUUAAACAAUCUGUUUGUGGGGCUGCUCAUGGCACUUACUGUGCGUUUUGAGGAGGCGGCAGCCGCAAAGGAAAGAUCAAAGAUAGCAGUCAUUGGUGCCUUCUGCUGUGGCCUUAGCUUGUGUAAUCAGCACACAAUAGUGCUCUAUGUUUUAUGCAUAAUACCCUGGAUUCUCUUCCGGCUUCUGAAAGAAAAGGAACUCCCCUUCAGCUCUCUGGUGAAGCUGACUCUGGCCUUCUCUGCCGGCCUGCUGCCCUACGUCUACCUGCCUGUAUCAUCCUAUCUCAAUCACGCCCGCUGGACCUGGGGAGACCAGACGACACUUCGAGGUUUCCUGACGCAUUUUCUCCGGGAAGAAUAUGGAACAUUCAGCCUGGCCAAGUCUGAAAUAGGAUCCAGUGUGUCUACAAUACUGCUCUCACAAAUAAUAAAUAUGAAGACCGAACUUUCAUUCAACAUCCAAGCUCUUGCAGUUUGGGCAAAUGUAUGUUUAGCUAGAAAGGACAGACGGCAGUCUUCAUUAGUGUGGCUUUUCACUGGAAUGCUUUGCAUUUACUCCUUAUUCUUUGCUUGGAGAGCAAAUUUAGAUAUUUCAAAACCACUUUUCAUGGGUGUGGUGGAGCGGUUCUGGAUGCAGAGCAACGCAGUGGUGGCGGUUCUCGCUGGCCUCGGUCUGGCCACACUGGUGUCUGAGACUAACCGCGUGCUGAGCUGUAAAGGGACUCGCUAUCUGGAGUGGCUGUCGGCAGCGCUGUUUGUAGCUUAUCAAAUAUUCUCCAAUUACAGCAUUUGUGACCAAAGAACCAAUAACGUGAUCGAUCAGUUUGCCCGAAAUCUUCUGGACUCCAUGCCUCGUGAUGCAAUCAUCUUACUCAGGGGAGAUUUGCCAGGGAAUUCUCUCCGCUACUUGCAUUACUGUGAGGGGCUGAGGCCAGACGUUUCCCUAGUGGAUCAAGAAAUGAUGACUUAUGAGUGGUAUUUACCCAAGAUGGCAAAGCAUCUACCGGGAGUGCACUUUCCUGGGGACCGGUGGAACCCCGUGGAAGGGGUCCUACCUAGUGGAGUGGUCACAUUCAAUCUUCGCCACUUCCUUGAAAUGAAUAAACAAAAAGAAACAUUUGUUUGCAUAGGAAUUCAUGAAGGUGACCCAACUUGGAAAACGAACUAUUCACUUUGGCCAUGGGGAUCUUGUGACAAGUUGGUUCCUUCAAGGACUGUGUUCAACCCCGAAGAGUGGAUUAAACGCACACGAAGUCUUUAUAACUGGACUGAAGAAUAUGGAAGAUUUGAUCCAUCUUCUUGGGAAUCCGUGGCUAAUGAGGAGAUGUGGCAAGCAAGGAUGAAAACACCAUUCUUCAUCUUUAACUUGGCAGAGACGGCCACGGUGCCUCCAGACGUGAAAGCACAGCUCUACACUCAUGCAUAUAAAAAAACCUGUCAGGAUAACAAUGGACUCCCUACACUUGCUGUCUUCCAGCUUUACAAGGAGAUAGUGUACUUGCGAGAGGAACACCCAGUGAAUUGGCAUAAGAACUACGCCAUCGCCUGUGAGCGGAUGCUGCGCCUUCCAGGGACAGACGCAGCCCCUCAAGUCCUGCUCUCUGAGACCAUCAGACAUUUUCGUCUCUACACUCAGAAAGCACAGACUGAUCCACAGCGAGCAGACAUCAUAGCUGCUCUCAAGCACCUCCAAAGAGAACUGCAAAGUCUAAGAAAUACAAAAAAGGUCUGAGCCAGCAAGUGGCAGCAGCCCUGCUCAUGUUCUGCUUCCAGAGUUGCUCAAGUCCACAGCUUUUUCCUUCAAGUAAAGAAGAUGUAUCAAAAAAGUCGAGAUCUCAGUUAUCUCCUGGAUAUAAGUAACACGUACAGCAGAAACAUGUUAAUAGCUAAAAUGUAUGCCUUAUGCAAAGUUAUGUUUAUCUCAUAUUGCCAAAUUAGCAUUUCCAUGAGAAGUGUUCAGAAACAUCUGCAGUUUUCAUAUAGUGGCUGUAGGUUCUAGAUGAGAAGGAACUGUCUCCACAGACCUAUAAUGUCUGACCAAGUCUUUUGAGGGCUGUGAUUAUUGGGAUCCAUUUAAGAAGAUAUUCUUAAAAUACUCAUUCCAGACCAAAGGCAUUUUCCAUUUCCUGAAAGUGAGAUGGUCUCUAAAGACAAAUCUUGUUAUACCUCGUUAGAAUUCCUUUUUUCUUUAGUUAACUAUAGUUGUUGGAGUCUGAAACUUUAUCCUUUAUACCAAGUAUGUGGGGUUUUUUUUAAAGUUUUGAGUUUUAGCAUCUUCAUUCUGCAGUCACUGAAAAAGAAAGCUAAUUUCAUGUUUGCUUAUUUCAGUUGCAGAAACAGGCAAAUUAAAAGGCAUUUAACAUGUCCUUAAUUAAUUUCAUAUUUAUGUUUCACUUCUAUUUGGAUUCACAGUUCUAGACCCCAUAAUUAGUAGGGUAGCUAGCUGCCCGGAUGCACAAAGGGGCGUGGGCAAGAGUGGGGGUGGGGAGGUUGUUGAGUAAAUUCAUUUCUGCUACAGGCAUCUUUUAUACAUCUUACUAAAGGGAACAUGGUAAGAAAUGCAAAUAAUAAUAGUUCUUUAUUUAUUAUGACAGUUAAUUAAUAGCAACCUGUUUUAAUGAAUAAAGUCACUCAGAGUCCUUCAGCACUUCCUAAGUAAAGGCCAGAAUCUGUAGGGAUUCUUUUCCCGAUUGUAUGGCUCCUAGACUCCAAGCACUAUAUAGGCCCUGUAUAGAAAUGCUCACUAAUGAAGAGGGAGGGCUAGAAGCUUGUCUGCAUUCAAAGAUCACUGGUGAGUCAUUCAGCAAGAAAAGGCCCCUUACCAGGAAUAGUCACAGUUCCGUGGCAUUGUACUAGCAAAAGGGUCUGAUCAAAGGUCUCCCGUGGAGCUUGCAUGGUUCCCUUUCAUACUACGACCAUAAUUAAAACCACUAAUUCUCUUUUAAAAUGCUGCAGGAUGCCAUGUAGGCAUCUGUCUGGAGUGUCCUUUGUGAUGUCAUAAGCUGUUAAGGACCAGUGCCGAGGGCUUUUGAGUGAAAUGCCAGUCAUGAAGGUGCUUCAAGACAAGGGUGCCUCUAAAAGCUUGACAGGGCCUUGACUGCACAAUUCGAGCUGAAUUUGCCCCUUGUCAGCUGCCAGUAAAUAAAUCUCAAAGGGGAAAAGCUGGAGUUUCAUUACCUGAUCCAUGGGGCUUUGUUGGUUUUGGCAUCACACAGGGGAAGCUCUUGCUCCUCCAUUCUCUGGAUUUGAAGAUGUCCAUUGGAGCCUGCAGUGCCUGGACAGGGUUCAGAGCGGAACCUUUUGAAGAGUGUCAAUAGUUGUAACAGUUCAGCUGUUAGGAAGACAAAUACAUGGAGGAGCUCAUUAAUCCGCUUUUGGCUCCCGGUGCCUUUUGCCCUUUUUAUCACAGCCUUAUUAGGCUCCUGCUCAUCUUGAACCAGAAAAAACUGAAUUGAAGUUGUUGAGUACUAAUUGGCAAAGACUUUUAAUCAUGGGCCAAGAACUUUCACUGACUUGAAAGUAACUUCUCCACAGGGAAGAGCCAGAAACCUGGUUCACCUUAAAACAAAAACCUGUUGGAGCUCAGUGUGGUGUGAAAAUUGAAGGAAGCGUCGAUAAAUUGUCUCAGUCUACCCGUUCCAAAGAAAUUAUGUAAGAUUAUGAUUUUCACUUGUCUGGGGGAAGAGGAAAAUAAAGUUCAAACAUUUCUUAAGAAAGUC